Messenger RNA from Centropristis striata (black sea bass), 1030 nucleotides. RefSeq names its product mitochondrial ribosomal protein S18A (gene mrps18a). Bases 43 to 669 code for a protein of 208 amino acids. The record is from RefSeq and is a predicted model, not a curated record. Gene Ontology annotation, cellular component: mitochondrial small ribosomal subunit; ribosome. Gene Ontology annotation, biological process: mitochondrial translation. The transcript has 6 exons. Gene Ontology annotation, molecular function: small ribosomal subunit rRNA binding; structural constituent of ribosome. Lineage: Eukaryota; Metazoa; Chordata; Actinopteri; Perciformes; Serranidae.
CAGACGGGAAGAAACGGAGCCUAAGAAGGUCAGGAAUUAAACAUGGCAGCCCGCAGUAUGUUGCGGUCUGUGUGGACCUCAUUAGCGGGCUUGAAACUAGUUGGAACAGCCGCCAAUGUGAAGCUUCAACAGGGGAUAAUUGUUCCCCAGUUAUCGGCUUUAACUGUUCAGAGCCGAGGAAUCCGUCAAGUGGUGGUGAAACAGGAGGGUAAAACAACAACAAUUGAGGGAGAUAUACUGGACGUUCCAGCAGGACCACAGCCUCCGAAUCCUGCAGCCUUGUGUCCUAUCUACAGAUGGAACCUGCAGCACAAAUACAACUACACGGAUGUCCUGUUGCUCAGUCAGUUUAUUAAUUCAAAUGGAGGGAUGCUGCCCAGGAGAAUCACUGGUCUCUGUUUGGAGGAACAUCGCAAGAUUGCCAUCUGUGUUCAGAUGGCUCACAGAGCAGGUCUGCUCCCUGACCACAGACCCAAACUUCCAGAAGGCCAUGUCCCAAAGAGGCCCAAGCAACAACUCAACAGAUACCUGACUCGCUGGUCCAUUGACUCGGUGAAACCCAUAUAUAAAAAAGGACAAAAGUGGUGUAAGAAGCGAAUGGAUGUUGGCAACCCAGCGCUCAAGGACAAUGUGCGUUACAGUUUGAAGCCCCUUUACACAAAACACUGAAGGACAGAAAGCCUGACGAAUCAAUGUAGCAACUGGACAAAGUGGGUGGGCCCUUUUUUAUGCGAUGAUACACUUUCAGGUGGAUCAACUUUAGUCAUACUGCCCUGGGAAAAGGCCUAAAAGCUUCAUCCAUGUGUGUUUAUUCUACUUUUUGUUUAUCAAGCUGCGUCACUCUUUUAACGAGGCCCCACCCAGAACCAUCUAUUCUGUCUCUGCUGGUUUUCAAAAAGCCCUUGAAGUGAAUUCGCUGACAACUUAAUGUGCGCAACAACUGGGUCAGUGUCACAGUUUCAAAGUAGGUGGUAUGCUGACUGUGUAUACUCAAGGCAACACAGAUGUGCAAAUAAAAUGUGUGUGUUUA